UGUUUACAUUGCCUGUGUUUUGUUGCUAUGGCCCACAAUAUGCCGUGCACUCUUCAUCUUCCCCAGGCAUAGCUUCAGCAUUGAUACACACCAGGCGUUGACCUUCUUCUCACUGCUCUCAUCCUGUCUGGUCUUUUUUUUCUCGACUGAUGCUUUCGACUGCGUCGCGUCUUGAACAACCCAGGGGCGUAGCGCCUCGAUCAGCAGUAGCGUGGAACAGCCGCGCCUCGCACCUGGAUUAGUGACUGUUUACGACACCGUCUCGACUCUCGAGUUACCAACAUGGACGUCAAACCACAACGCCCGCUACGCAGCAUACGCGUGAAAAAUGACGAAAACCUUCCUCCUGACAGCCAUGUGGCCAAGACGAUCCACCACCGAAACAAAUCCUCUCCUGCGUUGACAACUAUGGCUGGAGAACAAGGAUUGAAGGCCGCACCCAAGCGCACAGCCUUCGGAGACGUUAGCAAUAUCGCAGGGGGAACGAGACCCAGCAAAGACGACUCCAGUUUGAAUGGCAAGCCGAGCCUGCAAGCUGCGGUUCGCGCAGCCCAACCACUACACGAGAGAAAAUCCAUGGGUCUCAUUCGACCCCAGAGACCUCGAUCAGUUUCCGCGUUGAAAAACAUCAUCACAGGGACGAAUAACAAUGUGACAGCGGAUCACCCUGGCAAUACCACAUCAGAGAAUGGUCAAGUGCAACCGCAGGCUGCUAUCACGAAGAAGACAUUGAGCAAGCGACAUACAACUGUCUUCAAAGACGUUCGAUUGACGGCUGUUCAGGAGGCGAAUUGCCCAAUCUUGGAUGCAACAAAUUCCGAUGGAUCCUUUGCACAGAUUCGUGGAGAGCAGGAGACUAAUGCAGAAGCAUCGAAGCUCAAUGGCAGUGGUCAAUUGGGUUUGACAGCACCUCGGUCGCACAUCGUCCCUGAACCGAUCAAGGACAACCACGAGCCGCGUACCGAGACGAGCUUGCCAAGUAUCGACGAGGUCAACCUAGGUCGUGGUCUGUCCAGCGAGUCAAACAAUGAAUCCAUCUUGAAGGAGACUGUUACUACCAUCUCAGACCCCUCUGCUUAUUUCGGAAGCCAGCAACAACAAAUUCCCGAUGUGUCCUCCAACUUCCAGCCAGCUCCGCUUGAGGCCAACGCCACAGCAGACAAGAAGCUCGAUGCACAAAAAAUGCCCGCUGCCAAGCUUGUAAACCCCGUUGAUGCCGUACCUCCUCUGAUCCCUCAUCAUCACACCUACCUUGCAAGACGAGUCGAGCACGAAGAAUACUGGGACGACGAAGAUGACGACAACUACGAAGAGGAGGACUACGUGACGGCUAGAUCAUUCCGAUCGCGAGGCGAAAACACCACCGGCGCAGCCACGGCUGUUCUCUUCCCCCAAAUGAAUCAGCGUGCCAGGAAGGAGAUUGCGGCUGCGAAACAAUUGGUCGAGGCCACUCGUUCUCCGGAGGAGGUCGAAGAUGAAUGCUAUGAUACGAGCAUGGUAGCAGAAUAUGGCGACGAAAUCUUCAAAUACAUGAAGCAGCUCGAGUUGAAGAUGCUCCCCAAUCCUCACUACAUGGAAAACCAGCACGAAAUCCAAUGGUCAAUGCGAUCGGUGUUGAUGGACUGGUUGGUGCAGGUACAUCUGCGGUUCAAUUUGCUUCCGGAGACGCUGUUCCUUUGCGUCAACUACAUUGAUCGAUUCCUCUCCUGCAAGGUGGUGUCGCUGGGAAAGCUGCAGCUGGUUGGUGCAACUGCCAUCUUCAUCGCGGCCAAGUAUGAGGAGAUCAACUGUCCUUCGGUUCAGGAGAUUGUCUACAUGGUUGAUGGCGGCUACAGCAUGGAUGAAAUACUCAAAGCCGAGCGUUUCAUGCUCACUAUGCUCCAAUUCGAACUUGGUUGGCCCGGCCCGAUGAGCUUUCUGCGCAGAAUUAGCAAGGCGGACGAUUACGACCUGGAAACUAGGACGCUCGCCAAGUACUUCCUUGAGGUGACCCUCAUGGAUGAACGCUUCAUCGGCAGUCCACCUAGCUUUACAGCUGCAGCAUCCCACUGCCUUGCGCGUCUGAUGCUUCGCAAGGGGACCUGGACACCACACCACGUUCACUAUUCCGGCUACACGUAUUCUCAGCUCAAACCCCUGGUUAGCCUCUUAUUGGAAUGCUGCGACGACCCGCGCAAGCACCACAACGCUGUGUUCAACAAAUACUCUGAUAAACGUUACAAGAGAGCAUCAGCUUUCGUCGAGACUGAGAUACACAGAGGAUUUCGUCUACCGGAUCAAGCUGCGAUGUUAUCCCUACCCCAGCCGCAACUCGCAACAUAUUAUGACGGACUUUCUUACUUCCGAGCAUAGCAUAGUGCAUUUCAAACCAAACGGAUCAACGGCAAGAACUGUUCGCAACGAGCGCCCGACAAGGUGUGCUCCGGCGUUGUGGAGACUGGAGGGCGGCACGUCCACUAGAGUUGGCGUGGACUCCUGUACGGUCACAUACCGGGAAUUUCGGAUAUUCUUGUCGGUGGUUCGCCUUUCAAAUUUUAUUUUAUGGUUUCUCCAUUCUUCUGCGAGGAACAUUCACGAGAAAGCACGACGUCAUGACUUACUGAUUGGCAUCAUUGCAUGGAAUGGGGGCGUAUGGAGCUGCGAACCAAGACUGCGUCGAAUUACAUCACUGGGAAUGGCGCUCCAAAGGGGCGGCGGAAGUGUCUGUUUCUAGGGGACUUUGGGGCCAGUCAUUAUGGGUUGGACCAGGGCAAUUCGGACAGCGGGAGUUAUGCGGCUGUUACGGGGCUGCACCGUGUGAUAAGUAGCCAUAAGGCUGGCAAGCAAUCGGAGCGUGCUGUGAGAGAUCAUUGCAAAUAAUAGGACUAACAAACACGAGAUCAAAAUCCCUCUCACAACACUAAUCAAUGGAAUGAGCUGUAUUUGAAUCUUCUCCAGGGCCCGGGCUUCCUGUCGGAUGAACUAGAAGAGCCAGGUGCCAUAUCACGUGGCACGGUACUCGCAAGGCUGGCAAGAAAGGGGGGCAAGGCUGAGUGAAAUGCUG
Molecule: messenger RNA, 3043 nt
Organism: Exophiala dermatitidis NIH/UT8656
Lineage: Eukaryota; Fungi; Ascomycota; Eurotiomycetes; Chaetothyriales; Herpotrichiellaceae
Product: G2/mitotic-specific cyclin 3/4
Exons: 3
Coding region: 283-2352 (689 amino acids)
Biological process (GO): mitotic cell cycle phase transition; regulation of cyclin-dependent protein serine/threonine kinase activity
Cellular component (GO): centrosome; nucleus; cyclin-dependent protein kinase holoenzyme complex
Molecular function (GO): cyclin-dependent protein serine/threonine kinase regulator activity
Source: RefSeq, a predicted model, not a curated record